Ceratitis capitata (Mediterranean fruit fly) is the source of this 1062-nucleotide messenger RNA. It is a transcript of the gene Cpr64Ad, whose product is annotated as cuticle protein 21. The record is from RefSeq and is a predicted model, not a curated record. NCBI's taxonomy places the organism in Eukaryota, Metazoa, Arthropoda, Insecta, Diptera, Tephritidae. The transcript has 2 exons. Bases 69 to 797 code for a protein of 242 amino acids. Gene Ontology annotation, cellular component: extracellular matrix.
UUUGGAAAAAAUAUGUCAGUUUUGUUUUAAUCAACCGACAGUGAGAAUCUAAUCAGCUUAAGCACACAAUGAGUCCAUUUGUUUUUGCCGCUGUUCUAUCCACUUUGGCGCUUUCCGCCAACGCUGGUAUUGUUGCCGCACCUGCACCAUUGGCUUACGCCGCCGCGCCUGCACCACUCGCAUACGCUGCCGCGCCAGCUGCCUACGCUGCUGGUCCUCUCUACGCGCGUUAUGCCGCUGCUCCAGCUCCUUUGGUUGCCGCUGCGCCUGCACCUUUGGCUGCUGCUGCACCAAUUGUGAAACCAGUUAGAGCUUACGCCGCACCAGCACCACUCCUUGCCCCCAGAGCUCUUGCAGCACCUGUAGCUGCUCCUUUGGCUGCCGCUCCAGCACCCUUGGUAGCCGCCGGUCCAGCACCAAUUGUGGCCCCCAGAGCUUUGGCCGCACCAGUCGCUGCUCCAGUUGCUGUCGCCUCUGACUUUGUUGACCCACAUCCACAGUACACUUACGCCUACAAUGUGCAGGAUGCUUUGACCGGUGACUCGAAGACCCAGGAAGAAACCCGUGAUGGUGACAUCGUUCGUGGCUCAUACUCUUUGAUCGAACCCGAUGGUUCUCGUCGUAUUGUCAACUACUACGCUGAUCCCAUCAACGGUUUCAACGCUGUCGUCCAAAAGGAUGUGCCAGUUGCCGCUGUUGCUCCCGUCGUUGCCGCCAAGGCUGUAGCUGCCCCACUUGUAGCUGCUCCAGCACCAAUCGUUGCUGCCAAAACUCUUGCCGCUCCAAUUGUUGUCUAAACACAGCGACAUUUAGGCUACAGGAUUAUUGACCACAAUUGACCCUUAGAUAACCAACUUACCGACAUACUCUUGUCCAAAAUGUCAGCUAAUUGUUGAGUUGCUUGCUUUGCCGGAUGACCUGGGAGCGCUGUGCGCGUCAAUUUUUUUUCUUGGAUAGUACAAUGCAAUUCAACAAGGGACAUCCAUUUGUAAAUAAACUAGAAAAACUCAUUGUCUUUGUUGAAAACUUUCAUCGUUAAUAAACAAAUUUUUAAAACAAAAA